Molecule: messenger RNA, 2392 nt
Organism: Carassius gibelio (silver crucian carp)
Lineage: Eukaryota; Metazoa; Chordata; Actinopteri; Cypriniformes; Cyprinidae
Gene: tmem129
Product: transmembrane protein 129, E3 ubiquitin protein ligase
Exons: 4
Coding region: 98-1186 (362 amino acids)
Biological process (GO): protein ubiquitination
Cellular component (GO): membrane; endoplasmic reticulum
Molecular function (GO): ubiquitin protein ligase activity
Source: RefSeq, a predicted model, not a curated record
CGUCAUCCCGCAGCGUCAGAGAGUGUUUCCUGAAUGCUGAGGUGUCCGUGUAGAUAUUUACAUAGAGACGUGUCGCCUGUUUUAGAGGAGUGACAGCAUGGAUCGUCCGGAGACCACCUUCACUCUGGCGUAUAUCGUGUUCGCGCUGUGCUUCGUGUUCACGCCGAACGAGUUCCGCUCGGCCGGCUUCACGGUGCAGCACAUGUUCUCUCCGUGGCUGGGCAGCGAGGACAUGGGCUUCAUCCAGCACCACGUCCGGAGGAGCGCCCUGACCGCGCUGCUGCACUGCUGCCUGCCGCUCGGAUACUACGCAGGGAUGUGUUUGGCCGCUCCGGAGCAGGAUCUGCUGCAGGUGCACCGGGCGGCUCGGGGCUGGCAGCUCUACUUCUGCUUCUCUCUGACCGUGCUGCUGCUCGGCUGUGUUCUUGUGUUCGUCUGGUCCAGGCGCGGCUGGGAGAAUCACCCCAUCUGCCGGGCGCUCAGUGCUCACGCUUUACAACGCUCCAGCUGGAGAGCCGUGGCCUCGUCCAUCAACACUGAGUUCCGGCGCAUCGAUAAGUUCUCGUCGGGCUGUCCGAGCGCCAGAGUGAUCGUCACUGACUCCUGGGUGAUGAAGGUCAGCACAUACUCCCUGCACAUCGCCCUGCAGCAGGACUGUCACCUGACCGUCACCGGCUCCACGCAGCACAGUCUGUCUCCUGAGCUCAACACACCGCUGCAGAUCCUCACCAUCACUGUGGCCAGCAUCAACCCCCGCGUCCAGCCCUUCCUCAUCAGGCUGAAGUCCACGGAGUACGCAGAGCUGCAGGAGAAACUGCACGCACCCAUCAGAAACGCUGCCAAUGUGGUCAUCCAUCUGACCAUGAGCGAGCUCUUCCUGGAGACCUUCAAGACGUAUGUGAAGAUGAACGCCGUGUACGAGUGUCCGAGUGGACAGGAGCUGGAGCCGUGUAUCGGCUGUAUGCAGGCCCGCGCCGCUGUGAAGCUGCUGCGUCUGUGUCAGGCGGACGGCGAGGGAGAGUGUCAGCAGUGCUUCUGUCGGCCCAUGUGGUGUCUCACCUGUAUGGGGAAGUGGUUCGCCAGCCGUCAGGACCAGCAGACGCCGGAGACGUGGCUCAGCAGCAGGGUCCCGUGUCCCACCUGCAGGGCCAAGUUCUGCAUCCUGGACGUCUGCUCCAUCGAAUGAGGACAGCGCCCCCUAAACUUCCGUGCCUCCAACUACAAUCACAUGUGAAGAUGAGACUGAACCGCUACUGUGAUGAAGCUACUGUGUCACAUCUGAUGGUAAUCUCUAUGAGCACCAUCACGUCUCUAUCCAGUAAAAGCUCUUUUAUUGUCCCAGUGUCCAGCUUCAGCUUCUGCUGUCAGAUCUUGUCUGAUCGUGAUCAAGUAAUAUCUCCAGAUGAACUCUUACUGAACUGAGCUCAGCUUUACUUGAUUCUCCAUCAAUCAUGUUUUAGAGUCUCAGAUCUGAUCCUCAGGAUCUUUUGAGGAGCUUUACUUUCACUGUUCCUCAGCGGAGGAGUGAUCUUCACAAGCCUCCAGAACAUCUCACAUCUUCUGAGGAGCCUUGAUUUCUCCAGCUCUCCAUCACUGUGUUAUAUGUGCGGAUCAUUCACAUCUCAUCUCAUUACUGGAGAUAUAGAGUGAUAUUCAGAUCAGUUUAUACCAGUAUCUGCUAAGAGCUCACUGGUUUACAUCACAAACAGCAGAAUUUCAUCACGAUUUAUUCAUAUAAUAUCAGAAUCAGCAGCAGAUUGCAUAUGUUAGCUCAGUUUGGACCUUGUUUUUUCUUCUAUAUUCUGUCUAUAUCAGACUGUAUGAGCCACAGAAGUCUGAUGGAGCAAAUAUGAUACUCAACAAAAAACAUAUGCAACAUUUUUGUUUGUAUUUUUCUAGGGAUGCAAAGAUUCAAUAAACUGUUCUAAAUAAUAAAUAACUUUUUUUAUAUAUAUAUUUGAUGUUCAACACAAUUAAAUAUAAUAUUUUUCAACACUUAUGCUAAAGCUGGGAUGUUUCGGGGGGACAGUCAGAGGUUAAGCGUAGCUCCUGAGUGUAAGUGUGUAUUCUGGAAGAUUACAGUGAUGAAGCGGUCCUCUCUGUGCUGGACCCACGGUCUGAAGGCCAUCAUCACCGCCUCAGAACAACUGAUGGAGCGAGGGAGGGAUCUGUGAGGAAGAUCCUGCUCUUCAUCCAGCUCCUGCUGUACAUAAACAACGUUUUCUGUUUUUUCUUUGAGGGAACAUGAGCAGAUUUAUUAUAUUGAGCUGAUCAUCGAAUAAACAAUGUUUAUGAUAGAAUUCAAAUAGAAUGACUGAGAUCUUUGAGGAUUUAACACUGUGUUCUUGUAUUUCUGCAAAUCGUGUAAUAAUAAUAAACAUUUAUUUGUAAA